Messenger RNA from Syngnathus acus (greater pipefish), 2926 nucleotides. RefSeq lists its product as uncharacterized. The record is from RefSeq and is a predicted model, not a curated record. The transcript is spliced from 8 exons. Lineage: Eukaryota; Metazoa; Chordata; Actinopteri; Syngnathiformes; Syngnathidae. Gene Ontology annotation, molecular function: signaling receptor activity. Bases 869 to 2413 code for a protein of 514 amino acids.
CCAGUGGUCGUGACACUAGUCUAAGGUUAUUGUGCAGAGAUUUAAUCAGUUCAUAGAAAAAUAAAAGCGUCAUGGUCUGUUCAUUCUUUAUUGAUAAAUCAGGGUUGUUAUGGUGAAUCAAGUCCCCGUUAUAUUGCUGCUAAGUAUAAAACAACCUUUAAAAGUGGUUUGUUGCAUUAUAGACCGAGUCCUUGUUUAUAUUUCGUAUGCACGUUAUAUUUUUUAUAUUUUUAAACUUUGAAAAACCCCUGCAUUAGCGACUUUACAUGGCAUGCUGCCAAAAACAUGUCACAGGAAAUUAAUCUGUCAAUUAUUUUGUUGAUUAAUCGUUGAAUUGGAUUGGACUGGACUGGAAUUGGAUCCCUAUAUUAAAAAAACACCACAUCAUUUCAAAUUGACAGUGAAGAAAAUAUAAAAACUUAAUAUAAUAACGAUUCAGUUGCUGGUGUCACGACUCGCUCCCUGUCAAUCCAUUAUGUGUGGGUUGUCAUUAUUUCUGUCAGUGUCUGUGUGCUCGCCCCUCCCUUCCUGUGUCUACUCUCAAUCUAUGUACUAAUCACAGUCACCUACCGCUCGUUACCUGUCGCGUAUAUAAGUCCUGUCUGCGUGUCACUCCUGUCGGAUCGUUGAUGUAUUUAUGUCUCACGUCUUUGUCGGUCAGUUCCGUUUCUGUUAACCAGUCUGUCGGUCAGUCCUGUUGUUGGUUUUGUUAGGAAGUUAUGUUAGUUUGCCGGUUCUGUUGGUUUGUCCCCUCAUCCUCUCUUCCAACUACCUUUUCCCUUCAAUAAACCCGGGUCCAAGCUGCAUUUGGUCGCCCUGCUCCAUUCCGAUCCGUGACAGCUGGCUUGUUUGGAAAAAUGUCAGAAGGAUGUCCAAAUCAGUGCUGUCGCUGCUGUUCCUGACACUGUCAGGACUGCAAGCUGCUCCCAUCGCACCUCUGAGAGGAUUGCCCAAGGCGUCAUCGCCCUUCGGGUUGUCUGAUGGGUCUCAACAGAACGACAUCAUCGGACAUGUUCCUGAUAGCUUUCAGCAAGGAACCGAGCCAUCCAAGCGAUUCUUUGACAACGGCCUGGUGCAGGACCACAUCAAUGAGAUGACAGCUUUGACCAACAACCUCCUUGAAGAGGGACUGGGAAAGGCGGAGGCAAAACACUGGCUUGCAGAUGAGGUCCCUAUGGAUGUGCCAGCGCAGAGGAAUGGAGGUGGUUGGGUUCGAGUUGAGGAACCCUCCCCUUCUUCUCGCCUUCCAGAUGGUUUUAGACAGGGAACAGAACCCUUCAUGUCAAUCCCAGAUGGUUUUAGACAGGGAACCGAACCUUCCAUUUCUAUUCCAGAUGGUUUCAAACAGGGAACGGAACCUUCCAUUUCUAUUCCAGAUGGUUUCAAACAGGGAACAGAACCUUCCAUUUCUAUCCCAGAUGGUUUUAGACAGGGAACUGAACCCUUCAUGUCGAUCCCAGCUGGCUUCAGACAGGGAACUGAACCAUUCAUGUCUUUGCCAAAAGGUUUCAGACAGGGAACAGAACCUACAAACCCUAUCAGGAGUGACUUUAAACUAGAAAUUGAGCCCUUUGCGUCUAUUCCAGACAGUUUCAGACAGGGGACCGAACCCAUCUUGAAGAUUCCAAAUGGUUUCAGACAGGGAACGGAACCUUCCAUGUCUAUCCCAGAUGGUUUCAGACAGGGAUCCGAACCCUUCUUGACAAUUCCAGAUGGUUUCAGACAGGGAACAGAACCUUCCAUGUCCGUCCCAGAUGGUUUCAGACAGGGAACCGAACCCUUCAUGUCCAUCCCAGAUAGUUUCAGACAGGGAACCGAACCCUUUAUGCCGAUCUCAGACGGUUUCAGACAGGGAACCCAACCCUUCAUGUCCAUCCCAGAUGGUUUCAGACAGGGAACUGAACCCUUCAUGUCGAUCCCAGCUGGUUUCAGACAAGGAACUGAACCUACAGACUCCAUCAGUCGUGGCUUAAGAGAGGAAGCUGACCGUUCCAUCUCCAGGCUCCAAAAACAGAGCUGUAACGGAGAGGUCAUUGAUGGAAAGUGCUACGAGUUCAACCCAACACCAUUGGCCUUCAAAGAAGCACAGGAUUUAUGUAAAGCUCGUAACCCAGACGCAGAGCUGGCAUCUGUUACAAGUGCCGACCUUCAUUCCCGCCUGGUUUCCAUGGUUACCAACGGCGGUGAGCGCAGCCCACAGUUGACGUGGUUGGGGGCCACGGUUAAGAACCAGCAGGCCUCAUGGCUCGAUGGCUCACAGAUGAAUUACAGUGACUGGAUGCCCGGUCAGCCCAACAUUCACACGGAAAAGCCUGUCUGCGUGGAGAUGUUCAAGAUAGAUGAAAGCUGGUGGACAGCUGCUGACUGCGAUCUGAGAAGAGCAUCCAUCUGCUCGUACCGAAUCGCUGCAUAAAAAUCCACACUGACAUCUUCCUCUUGGCAUUUCUUCAGAACACUAGCACAUUGUUAUGCUUAUUAAAACUAUAAAUGCAUCCUACACCUGUUUUCCUCUCUUCACAUUUCUGCAUAAGGCUUCAGAGUGAAACCGCCACACAUUAUGUUGACUUUUAGGUCUGAAUCCAGACAACACUUUAAUGAUCAUGUUUCAUUUGUGUGUUCACAAAGCAAGUAUGUACAGAUUAGGGAGCAAUUUUCAAACAAUUCCUUACAAUAUCAGUACCUGGAAAGUGCAAAAAGUACAUUUGAUAAACAGAAAUAAUAAAAAUCAUGCUGUACAUUACAUAUUUAUAUCGCAUUCAUAAAUAAUCACAGAUAUACAAAUAUGCAUUUGGCGAAAGUCACAGAAAAUGAUGCAGAUACAACACAGUUAAGUCACUUUGUCUCAGGAAUUUAAAAAAAUGAGAACCACCCUCAGAUAAAGGCACUCCGUUUGUCGGAAGUCUUGCAGCUCCAAUGUCAGUAUGAG